This is a messenger RNA of Oryctolagus cuniculus (rabbit), 2316 nucleotides long. It is a transcript of the gene PCK2, whose product is annotated as phosphoenolpyruvate carboxykinase 2, mitochondrial. Gene Ontology annotation, molecular function: phosphoenolpyruvate carboxykinase (GTP) activity; GTP binding; manganese ion binding. Gene Ontology annotation, cellular component: cytosol. The record is from RefSeq and is a predicted model, not a curated record. Gene Ontology annotation, biological process: cellular response to insulin stimulus; gluconeogenesis; oxaloacetate metabolic process. Lineage: Eukaryota; Metazoa; Chordata; Mammalia; Lagomorpha; Leporidae.
UGGGUCGCGCCGGCCUCGCUAGGUACCGCCCCUGGCCCGCCCGCCUCCUUUUUAAGCGCCUCCCGCCCAGCCUCAGCUCCCGCUGCUUCGCCCUGCUCUCUACUUCCCCGUCUCUCACGUCUCCCACGUCUCCCCGGCUCCUCGGUUCCGUGACCACCCCGCAGCCCCCGCCCCGGUGCCAUGGCCGCUGCGUACCGCCCCGGCCUGCGGCUUAGCUGGCGUGGGCUGAGCCCCUGGGGCUGGUCGUCAUGCCGCAGCGUCCAGACCCUGCGCGUGCUCAGUGGAGAUCUGGGCCAGCUGCCUGCUGGAGUCCGGGACUUCGUGGAGCGCAGUGCCCGCCUGUGCCAACCAGAGAGCAUCCACAUCUGUGAUGGGACCGAGGCCGAGAAUACUGCCACACUGACCCUGCUGGAGCAGCAGGGGCUCAUCCGAAAGCUCCCCAAGUACAAUAACUGCUGGCUGGCCCGCACAGACCCCAAGGAUGUGGCACGCGUAGAGAGCAAGACGGUGAUCGUGACCCCCUCUCAGCGGGACACGGUGCCACUACCAGCUGGUGGGGCCCGUGGACAGCUGGGCAACUGGAUGUCCCCAGCUGAAUUCCAGCGAGCUGUGGACGAGAGGUUUCCGGGCUGCAUGCAGGGCCGCACCAUGUACGUGCUUCCAUUCAGCAUGGGCCCCGUGGGCUCCCCGCUGGCCCGCAUCGGGGUACAGCUCACCGACUCGGCCUACGUGGUGGCGAGCAUGCGCAUUAUGACGCGGCUGGGGACGCCCGUGCUUCAGGCCCUGGGAGAUGGGGACUUUGUCAAGUGUCUGCACUCCGUGGGCCAGCCCCUCACUGGGCCAGUUCCAGAUGCCACUGCCAGCAGCCCCAUGACCCCAUUGUCCCCAGGGGAUCCGGUGAGCCAGUGGCCAUGCAACCCAGAGAAAACCCUGAUUGGCCACGUGCCUGACCAGCGGGAGAUCGUCUCCUUCGGCAGCGGCUAUGGUGGCAACUCCCUGCUGGGCAAGAAGUGCUUUGCCCUGCGCAUCGCCUCGCGGCUGGCCCGGGAUGAGGGCUGGCUGGCGGAGCACAUGCUGAUCCUGGGCAUCACCAGCCCCGCAGGGAAGAAGCGCUACGUGGCAGCCGCCUUCCCCAGCGCCUGUGGCAAGACGAACCUGGCCAUGAUGCGGCCCACGCUGCCGGGCUGGAAAGUGGAGUGUGUGGGGGAUGACAUCGCCUGGAUGAGGUUUGACAGCGAAGGUCGACUCCGGGCCAUCAACCCUGAGAACGGCUUCUUCGGUGUGGCCCCUGGCACCUCUGCCACCACCAAUCCCAAUGCCAUGGCCACAAUCCAGAGCAACACUCUCUUUACCAACGUGGCUGAGACCAGUGAUGGAGGCGUGUACUGGGAGGGCAUCGACCAACCCCUUCCACCUGGUGUCACCGUGACCUCCUGGCUGGGCAAACCCUGGAAACCCGGUGACAAGGAGCCCUGUGCACAUCCCAACUCUCGCUUCUGUGCCCCGGCUCGGCAGUGCCCCAUCAUGGACCCGGCUUGGGAGGCCCCAGAGGGUGUCCCCAUUGAUGCCAUCAUCUUUGGAGGCCGCAGACCCAAAGGGGUACCCCUGGUUUACGAGGCCUUCAACUGGCGUCACGGGGUGUUCGUGGGCAGUGCCAUGCGCUCUGAGUCCACUGCAGCAGCUGAGCACAAAGGCAAAAUUGUCAUGCACGACCCAUUCGCCAUGCGGCCCUUUUUCGGCUACAACUUUGGGCGCUACCUAGAACACUGGCUGAGCAUGGAGGGGCGCAAGGGGGCCCAGCUGCCACGCAUCUUCCACGUCAACUGGUUCCGGCGCGAUGAGGCAGGCCGCUUCCUGUGGCCAGGCUUUGGGGAGAAUUCUCGUGUGCUAGACUGGAUCUGCCGGCGCUUAGAGGGCGAGGAGAGUGCCCGAGAGACCCCCAUCGGGCUGGUGCCCAAGGAAGGGGCCUUGAAUCUCAGCGGCCUGGGAGCCAUAGACACCACUCAGCUCUUCUCGCUCCCCAAGGACUUCUGGGAACAGGAGGUGCGUGACAUUCGGAGCUACCUGACAGAGCAGGUCAACGAGGACCUGCCCAAGGAGGUGCUGGCUGAGCUGCAGGCCCUGGAGGAGCGCGUGCGCAGAAUGUGACCCGAGGCUGCUUGCUGGCAGGAGAGUGCAGUGUGCCCAUGGGGAUGGGGCGCCCCCGCUUGCAGGAGGUAGAAGCCAUUUGAUUGUAACUAACACCUGCGCACUGGGGGACCAGCCCUUCUCACACUCCCUGUCCCAUAAUAAGAAAUGCUCGUUCAUUUUACACAA